GCCUGACCCACCACCAUGAAGAUCCGCCUGUGUAGACUCAGUCAUCUGGACCAAACUACACAAUGGUUCCUGCUUUCGGCUGUGUUGACCUUCUUUGUCUUCAUCCUGCCCUCCUUUGUUAAGGAGCCCAAUACCAAACCUUUCAGGCAUCAGCACAUACGCAAUGAGGAGAGGUCCCCAGAGUCACUCCAUGAGGUGACAGGGCAGGCCCCCACAGCGGGAGACAGGACAAUGGCCCCGGCGGUGGCAUCAGCGCAAGAGAAGAGCGUGUGGGCCCCCCAGGCCCUGGCCACAGCCUACGCUGCCCAGGAGGACACCAGAGCAGAGGCCCUCGAGGCCACCUCAGCUCAGCCCACCUCCAUGAGGGGUCAGGAGAGGAAGGACACCAUGCCGGACACGCUGCCCCCGAGGGCUCAGGACAAGGGGGUGGCGUCUGACAGGACAGGGCUCCCAUCAGUGAUGAGUCAGGACACUAGGACAAUCAAAGGAAGGCGGGACCAGAAGGAGGAGCCGACAGCCACCAGGAAGGUGACCCCAGGGCCUCAGAGCAAGGCGCGGACCACCCGGCGAACACCUGUGCCAGAAAGCCAGGCCAAGGCGCUGACCACGCCAGGAGCAGGGCCGAUGGGGAGGACGAGGAAAGGAGCCACCACAGCGGCUGCCCCGCACAGGGACACAGCCCGGGCCACGCCACCCUCCACCUCUUCCCAGGGCCGCACCACCCGGAGAAGCCCGAGUCUGCGGGCUGCCAACUUCAAGUCUGAGCCCCGGUGGGAUUUCGAGGAACAGUACAGCUUUGACACGGAGGCCCUGCAGCCGACCUGCCCGGACUCAGUGAAGGUCAAGGCCUCCAAGUCACCCUGGCUCCAGAAUCUCUUCCUGGCCAACCUCACCCUCUUCCUGGACUCCAGCCGCUUCAGCCAGAGAGAGUGGGACCGUCUAGAACACUUCGCACCGCCCUUCGGCUUCAUGGAGCUCAAUCAGUCCCUGGUGCAGAAGGUGGUGACCCGCUUCCCUCCGGUGCCCCAGCAGCAGCUGCUCCGGGCCAGCCUCCCCGCCGGGAGCUCCCAGUGCAUCACCUGCGCCGUGGUGGGGAACGGGGGCAUCCUGAACGACUCGCGCGUGGGCCAGGAGAUAGACGGCCACGAUCACGUGUUCCGGUUGAGCGGAGCUGUCACUAAGGGCUACGAGCAGGAUGUGGGCACCCGGACGUCCUUCUACGGCUUCACCGCCUUCUCCAUAACGCAGUCACUGCUCGCCUUGGGCGGUCGGGGCUUCCCGCACGUCCCUCUGGGGAAGGAUGUCCGCUACCUGCAUUUCCUGGAAGGCACCCGAGACUACGAGUGGCUGGAAGCGCUGCUUCUGAAUCAGACCCUGGUGAAAAGUAGCCUUUCCUGGUUCAGGCGCAGGCCCCAGGAGGCUUUCCGGGAUACCUUGCAGUUGGACAGGUACCUGUUGCUACACCCAGACUUUAUGCGAUACAUGAAGAACAGGUUUUUGAGGUCAAAGACCCUGAACAAUAUCCACUGGAGAAUAUACCGUCCCACCACUGGGGCCCUCCUGCUGCUCACGGCCCUUCAUCUCUGUGACCAGGUGAGCGCCUAUGGCUUCAUCACCGAGGGCCACGAGCGCUUCUCUGAUCACUACUAUGAUAAGUCCUGGAAACGAACGAUCUUUUAUACCAACCAUGACUUCCCGUUAGAGAGAACACUCUGGAAGCGGCUGCACGAUGAAGGUAUAAUCCGGCUGUACCAGCGUCCCAUAAUUUCCAAACCAAAGAUGUGACUGGAGCCUGGGCCACAGUAGUCCCUUCGGCCAUUCCAUGGCAGGAGCCACCGUGGGAGUCUUGAGACUCUACCACCAUUUUCCCAGGGUUCAGACCAGGCCCCAGGCCCCCCCAGACUCACCAGGGGACACUGGCACCAAGGAGGAGGUGCUUUCAAGAUGGCAGAUGUCUGAUUGAGGCCUUGGAGAAGCUUGGAACGUUGCUGUGGGUUCCCUUCACAGGAAGGAGGACUCUAGUCU
This is a messenger RNA of Canis lupus familiaris (dog), 2025 nucleotides long. RefSeq names its product ST6 N-acetylgalactosaminide alpha-2,6-sialyltransferase 1 (gene ST6GALNAC1). Gene Ontology annotation, molecular function: alpha-N-acetylgalactosaminide alpha-2,6-sialyltransferase activity. Bases 16 to 1785 code for a protein of 589 amino acids. The transcript has 9 exons. NCBI's taxonomy places the organism in Eukaryota, Metazoa, Chordata, Mammalia, Carnivora, Canidae. The record is from RefSeq and is marked provisional.